AUGAUUGCUAGCUUUGACAUCGGCCUGAUGGACUGGAGCGCAGGCGAAGGCGAUCUUGAGACAUAUCCCACUCAAUAUGAAGCCGGCAAGAUUCCCAUCCCACUCAAGUUAGGCGACGACCUUGCCAGGCCAAUCAGGCCACUCCCCAAGUUCAACAAGAUUAAGAAGAACUUGCCCGCCCCCGCCGAGCCCGCGCAAACGCCGAACACCCCUGCACCCGCCAGCCCUGCCCCAGUCACCUCCCAGCCCUCCUCCACUUCCGCCACACCUCGUUCAAAGCGGCCCAUACCUGCGGGCUACACGUUUGCAACUCGAUGGGGAGACUCGGUCCUCUUCUCGUACGGGAGCGACUACAGGCCGCCCUACCAUGAGAACGAGGUCUUCAAGGGCGAAGUCGGGGUGGACGCGUUGUACCGCAAGUUCGAGUACAUUCGUCAACCGAUGCCUUACGACGAGAGCUCGCCGCAUCUCAUGUUCGUUCGCAUCCCGCGGCUGGGACGCGAGGACUCGGACGAGUUCCGAGGUGCUUGGAGGGAGGACUGGGACGAGGAGAGGCUUUUACCGAUUGCCGAGCAGAAGAAGCGGCGUAAGGAUCGGGGAGAUGAGGAUCUCUCGAACGAGCUCAUCAAAGUCGGGUACUUCUCACGCCAGAAGGUACACGACGUCGAGAAGAUCCGCGUGCACGAUCUCAAGACCGACUACGAGGAGGCUGUUGCGCUGCUGCAGGAGGUUAUGCGCAAGAAGGAGUUGAAGGAGGGUAGCAUGGAGCGCGAGGUCAUCGACAAGAUGUUACUGCCGGACGCCAUCGUCUCCACGAUGUGGAAGUCUUGGGCACGCAUUCAUUGGUUCGGGGUUCUCACGGACGCCGAAUACCAGAUCUGCCAUCGCGUCUACCAACGUACCGCCGGAGAGACAGACGCAUGGCUCGACAUGAUGGCCAUGUUGCUCGGCCCAUCCGUCCGCAAACGCCCCAAUCAUGCUCUUUACCGUCGACUCAGCUUGGGCCCAUCACCCCGCCGAGGCUCUGUGUUUGCCGGGGACGACAUCGACACGUACCACGGGUUCUAUCACAAGCUGGGCCUGCCGACGUACGUCAACAUCGCCCACGAGGACUUGGAGCACGAUGUUCUCAAGAGCAUAAAGCUCAGCAACGCCGAUGGUUUGCGUUGCUCGGGGGAGGUCAGCGCGAAGCUAUCGACCAUCCAGCAAAAGACCCUCCCCUCGUCCUGGUAUCCACCACUCCACGCGGUUUGGGACGCAUUCGAGCCCCAGGCGCGUGGUUACGCACCGCGCGCGGAGAGCGAGGAGGAUUUCCGUCCGGCUGAGCUAGUUGUAGCCCGCAAGCGCAAAGCGGACAACGUCAUGCAAAACAAGAAGCGCAUCAAGGUCCUACAAGAACAAAGGGAAGAGCGGCGAGACGACAAGUACCAUCGCAUGCAAACCGACGUCGGCACAUCGCGGGAGCGGUACGCGAUGUACGCGAGCGUCUCACCUGCGUUCCGGCGCCAGUUCGACCGCCUCGCCACGCCACCUCCGAAAUGGCUUCCCACCGUCUACGCACCGUUCUUGCUGGCGGAAAGCCAAGUCCUAUCGCACGCCCAGAUCAGCAUCGUCGAGGACAAGGGCACCAGUGGGUCGCUGUGGACAUGGGUGCCCCCUCUCCACCUCAUGGCUUCGAAGGAUGCGAAGCGCAACGCGCGGACGCUCGUGAACGUCGUGCACGCGCUCCCACUGCUUCUCCUUCGGAUCAAGCUCGCGCGGACGGACAAGACCUACGGGCGUUUGGGUGUGAGGGGAUGGCGCAGGUUCUGCGCCGAUGUGGUGACGAAGGAGACAUUCUGGGGUGAGAAGGGCGGCCACAUCAACAAGGAGGUCUUACUGUCCCAGAAGGACUUCGAGCGCCUGCAGAAGCUGCCUGACGCGCAGCGCCCGUGGGGCAAGUUGCCGUGCGGUCACGAGGCGACGGAAGAUCUCCUGCUUGAUGACGAGCAGCUGCAGGCGAGCCUGUGCUACUCGCUCAAUCAGUGGGCAUUGCUCUACGCGUUGUGCGGGAUGAUAUCGGACGACGAUAUGGAGAAGGCCGGCAUCCCAGCGCUCGUCGACAAGGGCGGCGAGCAUCGGUCCCCCGACUUCGUGUACCUGGACAGUCAGAAGUCGACGCCUGCACUGGUCGCGGCGAGGGACGUGGCUAUGUACAGCCGGCCGAUCAACACGGACGGUUGGCCGGCGAUGUGGGCUCCCGACACUCUGAACGUCAAGCACCGACGUCACUGGCUCAAGAAAUUCGCGACCUUGCUCGCGCAUGCGAAGGGCCGCGCGGCGCUCGACAAGUACAUGCGCAAGCGUCCGCACGAGGCGAAUGCUUGGGACGGUUGGGCGCUGGGCAACAUCCUACGGGAUGCGAACCCUCAUCAGCCGUACACGCCUGAGCGGGAAGAGUCUCUCGAGGACCACCUGCUCCUGCGCUAUGCGCUCACGUCCCUCCAGACGUUGAAGCAAUGGCCAGUCGCGUUCUUCGACCGGCCGCGCGGUGACGUACACAAGUGCCGCCGAUGCUACGAAGAGGAGCGCCAGCAACGCGAGGAGGAGCGCAAGAAGAUGGAGGAGGAGGGUAGGACGGGCACGCUGGACACGGGAAUGGCGGAGAGAUUCGAGAACGACUGGGACGAUCUGUCGGAUGAGGGCUCGGAUGACUAG
Peniophora sp. CBMAI 1063 is the source of this 2697-nucleotide messenger RNA. Lineage: Eukaryota; Fungi; Basidiomycota; Agaricomycetes; Russulales; Peniophoraceae. The record is from the annotation of a GenBank genome assembly.